Ascoidea rubescens DSM 1968 is the source of this 159-nucleotide messenger RNA. RefSeq lists its product as uncharacterized. The record is from RefSeq and is a predicted model, not a curated record. The transcript has a single exon. The coding region runs from base 1 to 159 and encodes 52 amino acids. NCBI's taxonomy places the organism in Eukaryota, Fungi, Ascomycota, Saccharomycetes, Ascoideales, Ascoideaceae.
AUGGCCAUGGAGGUAAAUUCAAAAAUCAGCUGCAUGAAUAUGACCAAACAACCCGCAGGAGCGCCUGGUCAUUUUUCUUCACUUCUUGUUAAUGAGAAAAUCGUUUCUACAUUUUCAUUUCUUGACGCUGACGAGAAAACGGAGGCCCAGAAAUAUUAG